Ipomoea nil (Japanese morning glory) is the source of this 1904-nucleotide messenger RNA. RefSeq names its product cytochrome P450 86A1. The record is from RefSeq and is a predicted model, not a curated record. Gene Ontology annotation, molecular function: iron ion binding; heme binding; monooxygenase activity. The transcript is spliced from 2 exons. The coding region runs from base 62 to 1627 and encodes 521 amino acids. Lineage: Eukaryota; Viridiplantae; Streptophyta; Magnoliopsida; Solanales; Convolvulaceae.
UCUUUAGCUUUCUUCCAUUUCUGCAAGAAACUCCUUUUCUUCUCUACCUCUCAUCUCCACAAUGGAAACUUUACUGCUCUUAUUCGGUGUCGCCGCCGCCACCUCUGUUUAUCUCCUUUGGUUCUCCCUCCUCGCGCAGCGCCUCACCGGCCCCAAAGUCUGGCCGGUGGUGGGCAGUCUCCCGUAUCUAUUCAUGAACCGUAGGAGGAUACACGAUUGGAUCGCCGGAAACCUCCGUGCCACUGGCGGCGCCGCCACCUACCAGACGUCCACCAUUUGCUUGCCGUUUGUUGCAUGGAGGCAAGGGUUUUAUACCGUGACCUGCCACCCGAAGAACAUCGAGCAUAUUCUCCGAACCCGGUUCGAUAAUUACCCGAAAGGGCCGACGUGGCAGAGCGCGUUUCAUGAUCUCUUGGGGGAGGGGAUUUUUAACAGCGACGGGGAUACGUGGCUGAUUCAGAGGAAAACGGCGGCGUUGGAGUUCACGACGAGGACGCUCCGGCAGGCCAUGAACCGGUGGGUGAACCGGACGAUCCGGACCCGGUUGUGGGUUAUUUUGGACAAGGCUUCCAGGAACCACAGGGCCGUUGACUUGCAGGAUUUGUUGCUCCGUUUGACUUUUGAUAAUAUCUGUGGGCUGACCUUCGGGAAAGAUCCCGAGACUCUCUCGCCGGAAAUGCCGGAAAAUCCGUUUUCGAUCGCUUUCGAUUCUGCCACGGAGGCCACGAUGCAGAGGCUAUUGUAUCCCGAUUUUCUAUGGCGGUUGAAGAAGCUUCUAGGCGUCGGAGCUGAGAAAAGGCUCCAGAGUUGCCUCCAGGUUGUGGAGAAUUACAUGUCGGAGACGCUGGAGGCGCGUAAACAGACGCCGUCCGACGAUCUCCUCUCGCGGUUCAUGAAGAAGAGAGACGCCGACGGGAACCUCUUCCCCAACGACGUUCUCAAGCGCAUCGCUCUCAACUUCGUCCUCGCCGGCCGCGACACCUCCUCCGUCGCGCUCAGCUGGUUCUUCUGGCUAGUCAUGAACAAUCCGCGAGUCGAGCAGAAGAUCGUCGAUGAAAUCUCCUCCGUUCUAACGGAAACGCGCGGCGAAGAUCGGGAAAAAUGGAUCGAAGAGCCGCUGGUGUUCGAUGAGGCGGACAGAUUGGUUUAUCUCAAGGCGGCGUUAGCCGAAACGCUCCGUCUGUAUCCGUCGGUGCCGGAGGAUUUCAAGUAUGUCGUCUCCGACGAUGUUCUCCCCGACGGAACUUAUGUCCCGGCCGGAUCCACGGUGACGUAUUCUAUAUACUCCGUCGGGAGGAUGCAGAGCGUGUGGGGAGAUGACUGCUUGGAGUUCAAACCGGAGAGGUGGCUCGCGGCCGCCGGAGACCGGUUCGAAACGCCCAAAGAUGGCUACAAGUUCGUGGCGUUCAAUGCCGGCCCCAGAACCUGUUUAGGCAAGGACUUGGCGUACCUGCAAAUGAAAUCGGUGGCCUCCGCCGUGCUCCUCCGUUACCGGCUCUCCCUGAUGGCCGGCCACCGCGUUGAGCAGAAGAUGUCUUUGACUCUGUUCAUGAAGAAUGGGCUGAAAGUUUACAUGCAUCCACGUGAGCUCGAGCCCGCGGCUUAUAGGGCCGCCAUAUCUGCAUGAACAUCAAGAACGAUAUGAUCAAUUCUCAUAAAGGUAAAGUAUAUAUAUAAUAUAAUUAUGUAAUUUGAUUCUUAAUUGUAAUCCGCAGAGUGUUUGUUCUGUUUGUUUAAUUUCCAGUUCAACAAUGGUAUACUUCAUAUUUUACUUACUCGAAAUUUAGGUGGCUGAGAAGAUGUUGUCUUCUACAUCCAUAGCAGGGUCUUAAUUGAUGUUCAUAUACUUCAUCCUUCAUAUGUUUCUCCAAAUUAUAAUAAAAGUCAUUAUUCUUGAUAUCCCA